GUGCAGGAGGAGAUUGCGCUGCUGGGCAGCCUGCAGCACAGGCACAUUGUGCGCCUGGUGGACGUGCAGCUCACCGACAGCCACAUCCAGCUGGCCAUGGAGCACGCGGGCGGCGGCACGCUGCAGCAGCUCCUGCGCUCCAAGGGCGGCGCGCUGACCGAGCCCGAGGCGCUCCGCAUCUUCCUCCAAAUCUUCCGGGCAGUCGAGUACUGCCACCGCCGCUGCGUGGUGCACCGCGACCUGAAGCCGGAAAACAUCUUGCUGGAUGCGAGGGGUGAAGUAAAGGUUGCUGACUUUGGGGUGGCCAGCAUCCUCACGCCCUUUGACGGCGGCGUCAGCACGCUUGCUGGCACCCCAGAGUUCAUGGCUCCUGACCUGCUGCUCUCUACCAGCUGUGAUGGCGCCAAGGCGGAUCUGUGGAGCCUGGGUGUGAUGUUGUAUGAGUCGCUGGCAGGGCGGGUGCCCUUCAGCGGGGCCACCCUGCCCGCCAUCCUGCGCGCCGCAGCCAGAAACAAGUAUGCGCCGCUGCCGGCGGGGGUCAGCGGGGAGUGCCGGGACCUGGUGGCGGCGCUGCUGCGGCCAGACCCCGCCAGGCGCAUCACUCUGGAGCGGGGGCUGCAGCACCCCUGGCUGCGCCAGGGG
Molecule: messenger RNA, 642 nt
Organism: Chlorella variabilis
Lineage: Eukaryota; Viridiplantae; Chlorophyta; Trebouxiophyceae; Chlorellales; Chlorellaceae
Exons: 5
Biological process (GO): protein phosphorylation
Molecular function (GO): ATP binding; protein kinase activity
Source: RefSeq, a predicted model, not a curated record